CGCCCCACACUGCCGAGCAGAGUCCUGGUGGGGUGCCUGGGUCCCUCCCCAUUCCAGUGGGAGCCUCCCCUUCACCAGGCAGGGCAGGGCAGGGUGGAAGAGCCUGACCUUGUGUCUGAGGGAGCCGGGCAGGUGGGAGCUGACCCUGGGUCAGAGGCCCCCUCCUGGGGCCACUUUCACGGCCCAUGCUUGGCACCGUCAGCACUGGGUGGGGCCGGGCCGAGGGGCCCUCCACUUAACAGCAGAGUCAGCGUGCGGGGCCAGCGCAGGCUGAUAACCGCACGGAACUUCCCAGGCACCCUGUGUGGCCGCACUGCUCCCUCUGGCCCAACCAUGCCUCUGCCCAGCCACCUGCUGCCCGCCUUGGUCCUGUUCCUGGGCCACCUGGCUGUCAACCUCCCAGCAGCAGGGUCCUCAGGCUGGGCCUGGGUCCCCAACCACUGCAGGAGCCCUGGCCAGGCCGUGUGCAACUUCGUGUGUGACUGCAGGGACUGCUCAGAUGAGGCCCAGUGUGGUUACCACGGGGCCUCGCCCACCCUAGGCGCCCCCUUCGCCUGUGACUUCGAGCAGGACCCCUGCGGCUGGCAGGACAUUAGUACCUCAGGCUACAGCUGGCUCCGAGACAGGGCAGGGGCCGCACUGGAGGGUCCUGGGCCUCACUCAGACCACACACUGGGCACCGACUUGGGCUGGUACAUGGCCGUUGGAACCCACCGAGGGAAAGAGGCAUCCACCGCAGCCCUGCGCUCGCCAACCCUGCGAGAGGCAGCCUCCUCCUGCAAGCUGAGGCUCUGGUACCACGCGGCCUCUGGAGAUGUGGCUGAACUGCGGGUGGAGCUGAUCCAUGGCGCAGAGACCCUGACCCUGUGGCAGAGCACAGGGCCCUGGGGCCCUGGCUGGCAGGAGUUGGCAGUGACCACAGGCCGCAUCCGGGGUGACUUCCGACCCCCCAGGCCAACUGUCCCCUGGGACACCACCACUGCCAGAACAAGGUCUGCGUGGAGCCCCAGCAGCUGUGCGACGGGGAAGACAACUGCGGGGACCUGUCUGAUGAGAACCCACUCACCUGUGGUGAGGCCAGAGUGGGGGCCCAGAGUGAGGCUGGGAGACUGGACGCCUCGGUGGGGGCCCUGGCACUCAUCCAGGAGGGGGUACCUUGGAUCCUUGGAUGGUCCUUCUCGGGUUGUGGUUGCCAGGGCCCCCCUGGAGCUGGGGCCAUACGGCUUCAGGAAGCACUGCCUGGUGGCCCUGAUACGCCCACCUCCUGCCCUAGGCCGCCACAUAGCCACCGACUUUGAGACAGGCCUGGGCCCAUGGAACCGCUCGGAAGGCUGGUCCUGGAACCACCGCGCUGGUGGUCCUGAGCGCCCCUCCUGGCCACGCCGUGACCACAGCCGGAACAGUGCACAGGGCUCCUUCCUGGUCUCCGUGGCCGAGCCUGGCACCCCUGCUAUACUCUCCAGCCCCGAAUUCCAAGCCUCAGGCACCUCCAACUGCUCGCUGGUCUUCUAUCAGUACCUGCGUGGGUCUGAGGCUGGCUGCCUCCAGCUGUUCCUGCAGACUCUGGGGCCCAGCACCCCCCGGGCCCCCGUCCUGCUGCGGAGGCGCCGAGGGGAGCUGGGGACCGCCUGGGUCCGAGACCGUGUUGACAUCCAGAGCGCCCACCCCUUCCAGAUCCUCCUGGCCGGGCAGACAGGCCCGGGGGGCGUCGUGGGUCUGGACGACCUCAUCCUGUCUGACCACUGCAGACCAGUCUCGGAGGUGUCCACCCUGCAGCCACUGCCUCCUGGGCCCCGGGCCCCAGCCCCCCAGCCCCUGCCGCCCAGCUCGCGGCUCCAGGAUUCCUGCAAGCAGGGGCAUCUUGCCUGCGGGGACCUGUGUGUGCCCCCGGAACAACUGUGUGACUUCGAGGAGCAGUGCGCAGGGGGCGAGGACGAGCAGGCCUGCGGCACCACAGACUUUGAGUCCCCCGAGGCCGGGGGCUGGGAGGACGCCAGCGUGGGGCGGCUGCAGUGGCGGCGUGUCUCAGCCCAGGAGAGCCAGGGGUCCAGUGCAGCUGCUGCUGGGCACUUCCUGUCUCUGCAGCGGGCCUGGGGGCAGCUAGGCACUGAGGCCCGGGUCCUCACACCCCUCCUUGGCCCUUCUGGCCCCAGCUGUGAGCUCCACCUGGCUUAUUAUUUACAGAGUCAGCCCCGAGGCUUCCUGGCACUAGUUGUGGUGGACAGCGGCUCCCGGGAACUGGCAUGGCAGGCCCUGAGCAGCAGUGCAGGCAUCUGGAAGGUGGACAAGGUCCUUCUAGGGGCCCGCCGCCGGCCCUUCCGGCUGGAGUUUGUCGGUUUGGUGGACUUGGAUGGCCCUGACCAGCAGGGAGCUGGGGUGGACAACGUGACCCUGAGGGACUGUAGCCCCACAGUGACCACCGAGAGAGACAGAGAGGUCUCCUGUAACUUUGAGCGGGACACAUGCAGCUGGUACCCAGGCCACCUCUCAGACACACACUGGCGCUGGGUGGAGAGCCGCGGCCCUGACCACGACCACACCACAGGCCAAGGCCACUUUGUGCUCCUGGACCCCACAGACCCCCUGGCCUGGGGCCACAGUGCCCACCUGCUCUCUAGGCCCCAGGUGCCAGCAGCACCCAUGGAGUGUCUCAGCUUCUGGUACCACCUCCAUGGGCCCCAGAUUGGGACUCUGCGCCUAGCCAUGAGACGGGAAGGGGAGGAGACACACCUGUGGUCGCGGUCAGGCACCCAGGGCAACCGCUGGCACGAGGCCUGGGCCACCCUUUCCCACCAGCCUGGCUCCCAUGCCCAGUACCAGCUGCUGUUCGAGGGCCUCCGGGACGGAUACCACGGCACCAUGGCGCUGGACGAUGUGGCCGUGCGGCCAGGCCCCUGCUGGGCCCCUAAUUACUGCUCCUUUGAGGACUCAGACUGCGGCUUCUCCCCUGGAGGCCAAGGUCUCUGGAGGCGGCAGGCCAAUGCCUCGGGCCAUGCUGCCUGGGGCCCCCCAACAGACCAUACCACUGAGACAGCCCAAGGUAUGGGGGCCUGGCAGGGGCAGGGAUUGAGGGGCUGGCCAGGGGCUGGCAGGCUGAUGCUGGCACCUCCAGGGCACUACAUGGUGGUGGACACAAGCCCAGACGCACUACCCCGGGGCCAGACGGCCUCCCUGACCUCCAAGGAGCACAGGCCCCUGGCCCAGCCUGCUUGUCUGACCUUCUGGUACCACGGGAGCCUCCGCAGCCCAGGCACCCUGCGGGUCUACCUGGAGGAGCGCGGGAAGCACCAGGUGCUCAGCCUCAGUGCCCACGGCGGGCUUGCCUGGCGCCUGGGCAGCGUGGACGUGCAGGCCGAGCGAGCCUGGAGGGUGGUGUUUGAGGCAGUGGCCGCAGGCGUGGCACACUCCUACGUGGCUCUGGAUGAUCUGCUCCUCCAGGACGGGCCCUGCCCUCAGCCAGGUGGGAGCCCUGCCGUGGCCUCGGCCCUGCUCUGGGGCGCCUGCCUAGCCCUUUCCCUUCGUAGUCGUGGUGCCCAGGGCUUGGGCCGUGGGGCAGCACCACUCACCCACCCAUGUCCUGCAGGUUCCUGUGAUUUUGAGUCUGGCCUGUGUGGCUGGAGCCACCUGGCCUGGCCCGGCCUGGGCGGAUACAGCUGGGACUGGGGCGGGGGAGCCACCCCCUCUCGUUACCCCCAGCCCCCUGUGGACCACACCCUGGGCACAGAGGCAGGCCACUUUGCCUUCUUUGAAACGGGCGUGCUGGGCCCCGGGGGCCGGGCCGCCUGGCUGCGCAGCGAGCCUCUGCCGGCCACCCCAGCCUCCUGCCUCCGCUUCUGGUACCACAUGGGUUUUCCUGAGCACUUCUACAAGGGGGAGCUGAAGGUGCUGCUGCACAGUGCUCAGGGCCAGCUGGCUGUGUGGGGCGCAGGCGGGCAUCGGCGGCACCAGUGGCUGGAGGCCCAGGUGGAGGUAGCCAGUGCCAAGGAGUUCCAGAUCGUGUUUGAAGCCACUCUGGGCGGCCAGCCAGCCCUGGGGCCCAUUGCCCUGGAUGACGUGGAGUAUCUGGCCGGGCAGCAUUGCCAGCAGCCUGCCCCCAGCCCGGGGAACACAGCCGCACCCGGGUCUCUGCCAGCUGUGGUUGGCAGUGCCCUCCUAUUGCUCAUGCUCCUGGUGCUGCUGGGACUUGGGGGACGGCGCUGGCUGCAGAAGAGGGGGAGCUGCCCCUUCCAGAGCAACACAGAGGCCACAGCCCCCGGCUUUGACAACAUCCUUUUCAAUGCGGAUGGUGUCACCCUCCCGGCAUCUGUCACCAGCGAUCCGUAGACCACCCCAGACAAGGCCCCGCUUCCUCAUCCAGCACUUGGUCAGACCCUAACCAGGGACCGGACACCUGCCCUGCCCAGGCUGGGACAGGCUGCAGGUCUCAGGACAUGCUGAGGCCUGGGCAUUCCCUGCCCUGUGCUGACUCUGUUGUUCUGUGAAUAAACACCCUGGCCCAUGAGGGCAGCCCAA
Molecule: messenger RNA, 4512 nt
Organism: Pan troglodytes (chimpanzee)
Lineage: Eukaryota; Metazoa; Chordata; Mammalia; Primates; Hominidae
Gene: MAMDC4
Product: MAM domain containing 4
Exons: 25
Coding region: 334-4323 (1329 amino acids)
Cellular component (GO): membrane
Molecular function (GO): protein binding
Source: RefSeq, a predicted model, not a curated record